AGUCUGCUGCAUUUUUUUGAAACUACUCGGGUGUGAAGUCUCGAGUUUGUUCCUUUGUUCCUCGUUGGGUGUGGUAAACUGACGAUUUUCUCGUUAAACAGUUCAGAUAUGACUGAUGCCUAGAACACGAGGAAACUAAUUUUAUGCCAAAGUUUGCAAGGUUUUCUGUUUUGGUGUUCCCAUGUUAGACUGUUCAUUUUGUGUAAAGGAAAUGAGACGUACUGAGGUGAAUGUUGAGUUGCGGAAAUCAAAGAAGGAAGACCACCUAAAGCGACGCAACAUUGAAAUCGAUGAUGAGCCCCUCAGCCCUCUUGAAAACACAAAUCGUGUGACUGCAGCCCAUAUGAGUAUUGAGGACAUAGUUAAUGGUAUCCAUAGUGGUGAUGAAAAAAUGGAAAUUACUGCAACACACGCUGCACGUCAAAUCCUCAGCAAGGAACGUAACCCACCAAUUGACAUCUUCAUCGAUGCCAAUGUCAUUCCCAAGCUGGUGGAGUUUCUCAGUCGUGUCAAACACCCAGACCUUCAGUUUGAGUCGGCCUGGGCUCUCACCAGCAUUGCGUCCGGCACAUCUGAUCAGACUAAAGUUGUCGUCAGUGCUGGGGCUGUUGCUGGUUUCAUUUCUUUAAUGGGUUCACCUCAUUCAGUUCUGGCCGAGCAAGCUGUCUGGGCUCUCAGUAACAUCGCCGGAGACGGACCAGAGCUUCGAGAUCACGUCAUCGAGCUAGGCAUUAUUAAGCCUUUGAUCACCUUAAUAAAACCCGGUUCUCCAUAUACAUUAUUGCGUAAUGUCGCUUGGACUUUGUCCAACUUGUGUUGCUACAAGAUAUUUCCACCCAGUGUCCAUGCAGUCCGGCAGAUUCUUCCCGCUCUAUCCCAGCUUAUCCACAAGAACGACAAAGAGAUCCUAGCCGACGCUUGCUGGGCUCUGUCGUACCUCACCGUUGGCCCGAACGAACGGAUUCAAGAAAUAGUCAACGCCGGAGUCGUCCCUCGGCUUGUCGCUUUGUUGGACCAUAAUGAAUUGGCCGUCGUCAUCCCCACUCUAAGGACUAUCAGCAACAUCGUUGCAGGAAGUGAUUCCCAAAUCGAUUCCGUCAUGGCUGCUGGUGCCUGCCCGUUGCUGGCCAAGUUGCUUAAUAAUUCACAGAUGAACAUCGUCAAGGAAGCUGCCUUGGCCGUGUCUUACAUUGCUGCCGGCAAUGCCAUCCAGAUUCAGGCUCUCUUCACCAACAACGUUGUUCGUCCGUUGGUGGACGUGCUGGGCAAAGGUGACUUCAAAUGCCAAAAGGAAGCAGCUUGGGCCAUCACCAACAUUACCUUGGGUGGCAAUGUGGAGCAGAUCGCUUUGUUGCGCCAGUUUGGUGUCAUCGCUCCGCUGUGCGCUUUGCUAGAGGCCAAGGAAGAUAGCAAGACUAUCUUGGUCGUUUUGGAUGGCUUGGCUAAUAUUUUGGCCGCUGCCGAGAAAAUGGGCGAACUGGAGAAAGUUACCCUUCACGUCGAAGAGUGUGGUGGCUUGGAUCGCAUCGAAGCUCUGGAAAGCCACGACAAUGUUGAAAUCUAUCACAAGUUUCUGGACAUUCUGGAGCAGUACUUCUCAACUGAAGUAAAUUAUUCUUUUUUCUUUUGGGUUUUAUUUCAAUGAUUAUCACAACUGUUCACAUUCAGAGUGUUUGUGCUGACAACUUCACCAUAGGGAUGAAGAUUCCGAGUUGGCGUUAUCUCCAUCGCAGAGUGCCCAUUGCGAAUUCAACAACCAUCCAUCUCUAAAAGCCCCCGAAUGAGGUUUAUAAUUCUAAAUUUUGUCAUCCAAAAUUCUUUUUUUCUGCUUUUACAACGGUAAAUAUUUUUUUCACUUCUUUCCACGCUAUCCUAAUUCCUAACUAGUUUUGGCCUUUUUUUAAGAUUUCAAAAUUUAUUUAAAUUUAAAGUUUCCAUUUGCUUUCAUUUCUGUUUAUGCACGAUGUCUUCUUUCCUCUUUCUGAAUGCGCGACAAAAGAGCAAUACAAAACAACUCAAUCAAA
Messenger RNA from Daphnia pulex (common water flea), 2024 nucleotides. RefSeq names its product importin subunit alpha-5-like. Gene Ontology annotation, molecular function: nuclear import signal receptor activity; protein binding. Gene Ontology annotation, cellular component: nucleus; cytoplasm. The transcript has 8 exons. The record is from RefSeq and is a predicted model, not a curated record. Bases 182 to 1645 code for a protein of 487 amino acids. Gene Ontology annotation, biological process: NLS-bearing protein import into nucleus. Lineage: Eukaryota; Metazoa; Arthropoda; Branchiopoda; Diplostraca; Daphniidae.